CGCCCGGCCAGGCCCGGCGCAGGCUGAGGAGGAAGCGGAACCGCGGCGGGACCCAGCGCCCGGCGCCCCGCACCCAGCGCCCCGCAGCCACCCCCGGCCCGCCAGGGAGCCGCGGCUCCGGCUCGGGGGCGCUGAGGCCGGCCGGCGAGCGGCGGGGCAAGGCGGCCUGCCCCGGCCGGCGGCAGCGCUGGGAGGGCCGCUGGAGGCCGCGGGGGUCGCGGGGCGCGCCGGCCUCCGCCCGAGCUGGCGGCUCUGGGGCGCGGCCUGCGGGUGCCUGGCGCUGCGGGGGGCGGAGGAGCCGCAGCGGCCGCCGCCGGGAGAGCCGGAGCGCGGAGGCUGCGGGGCGGCGUUGAUGCGGCAGGAUGACGGUGAAACUGGGCGAGAGCAGCGGGGAGGAAGGGGUGAAAAAGCUGGGCAAGAGAGCAGGAGGAGAUGAGGAGUCCCUGGAAGAAGAAGGGGCAGGAGGAGGAGGAGAGGCAGCUCCAGGCAGCAGCAGCACAAAGAAAGAAGAGAAGAUCAUCAACAGCAACACUAACAGCAGCCCCUCACCGAACCCCAGCUUGGCCCAGGCCCCGGCUGCCCUCCAGCCCUCCCACAGCCAGGACCAGCAUCAUUUUCUCAGGUCCAGUGUCAGACCUCAGAGCAAGAGGCUGAAGAAGGAUUCUCAGGCAUCCUCUUCAGUUGGCAGCAGCACUGCUGUAAAAGGCAAAGCAGCAGAUAAUGGAGGAUCUGCAUCUGGCGGCACAUCAGGAAUUCCUGCCAGCAAUCCUACUGCAAAUUCCAAGUCAGCAGCAAGGAACCUGGGCUCCUCGGCUGGAGAGAAGGAGGAAGGAAAGAAGGUCAGACGUCAGUGGGAAUCGUGGAGCACAGAGGACAAAAAUACUUUCUUCGAGGGACUGUAUGAGCAUGGAAAGGACUUUGAAGCUAUCCAGAACAACAUUGCCCUGAAAUACAAGAAGAAAGGCAAGCCAGCAAGCAUGGUGAAGAAUAAAGAGCAGGUCCGCCAUUUCUACUACCGCACCUGGCACAAGAUUUCAAAGUACAUUGACUUUGAUAACGUGUUUUCUCAAGGGCUGAAAAAGUCAUCCCUGGAGCUUUAUGGCUUAAUCUGCUAUGGGGAAUUAAGGAAAAAGAUUGGGGGAUGUAUGGAUGACAAAAAUGCAGCUAAACUCAAUGAGCUCAUUCAGGCUGGGGCUACAACUGUUCGUUACAAAGGCAGAAACCUUCGUAUCAAAGCUCCAAUGUGCAGGGCUUUGAAGAAACUCUGUGAUCCAGAUGGCAUUAGUGAUGAAGAGGACCAGAAGCCAGUACGUCUUCCUCUCAAGGUUCCCGUGGAGUUGCAGCCACGAAAUAAUCAUGCAUGGGCUCGAGUACAGAGUCUCGCCCAGAAUCCACGGCUUAGGAUGAUUGUGGAGUUGCAUCGGAAGGUCUCCAGCCUCAUUGAGUUCCUGAAGCAGAAGUGGGCUCUCCAUGAAGUACGCAUCCGUAAAACACUAGAGGAACGGCAGCUUCAAGACUCCAGAGACUCAGAAUCAAGAGGUAGCUUCUCAGAGGAGAAGGUGAUGCUCCAUCUCUUUCCAGGAGAGAAUUGUACACUCACUCCACUGCCUGGGGUAGCCAGAGUGGUUCACUCCAAGGCUUUCUGCACAGUGCAUUGGCAGGAAACUGGCAAAUGCAAACAGAACACAAAAGACUCUCACUUACUGCCCCCUGCACAAAUCCUAGGUAUACAGAGUGGUCAGGGAACAGCUAGGGGACAACUAAAAUACACGCGGGGAACAGAAGGUAAGAGCGUUGGAAGGGCAGAGAGCACUACAGAAUCAAGCAGAACCCCUCAUCCCACAGCUGAGGCUCCUGCAGGCACUGAAGAUGGCUCCCCAGAGGCUGGUCUGGCAGAAGGAACAGCCUCAAAUCUUGGCAUCACUAACUCCCUCAGCAAACCACCUUCUGGACUUCAAGAUCCAGGAGGGAACCAUGAGAAGCUGAGCUCAGUGGCCUUCUGUGUGGAAGGCAGGGAGGCCUUGGCUGGUGACCAAGCAACUGUACCAGCAUCGUGCAGCACAGCUUGUGCUUGCAGUAAGAUCCCUGAUGUCGAGGAGCUCUCUCUGCUCGAUCCAUUCCCACGGUACAUGAAGUCCUGUCAGGACCUGAUUGUCCCAGAGAAAUGUUCUUGCACAGACAAACCGCAUGGGAAAGACUCUGCUCCAGCAGCUGGCGAUACUUCUCCCGUGGCUUUUCCAAGCGGGAGGAGCACAGAGACAUCUGAGUCCUGUUCGCAGCUGCUGAGAGGUGGUGUGGCUUCACCCAGCAGUGGCCCAGCCAGAUGCGAAGCUCAGGCUGGCCACAGCCAGGGUCAGCAGCUCGAUGCUUGUACCAAGGAGAUAACAGAUGCAGUAACGGAGGAUUCUCAAGAGAAGCUGAGCUCCUCGUUUCCACCUCCACCUCAGGGACAAUCUAGUACAAAGUCUCUCAAGGAUGACCCGAGCCGGCUCUCUCAACAAGUCAGAGAAGAAGGAUGGAGUCUACGAACUUCCGAGAGCCUUACGCUGGCAGAAGUCUACCUCAUGAUGGGCAAACCGAACAAGUUGCAGCUGGAAUAUGACUGGUUGGCUGUCUUGGAGCCAGAAACCCAGGAUGCUAGGGAGCAAACAUCUGAAUCAAGUGCUGUUCCUGCAUGUACCACUUUUCACAAGCAGAGACUUCUAAACUGCCUUUUAAAACUCAUCUCUACUGAAGUCAAUCCCAAACCAACCCCUGAGAUGAGCUCUGUUGCCACAUCACCUAUAAAGCCUACUCAAGAGGAGCAGUCACUGACUCCUCCAGGAAAGGUGAUUGCCGUCAGCACCAGAAGUCCAGGCUGCACGCGGAAUCAGUCUGCCCUUCGCAACAACAAGACUUUUUCUCCUGGUGCUGCUUCCAGCUCCUCAGGUUUGAGAAACCUCCCUAGACCUCUCUUGGUGGCUGGUCCUUCAAGUUCUGGAAACACCGAUGCUGAUGGUGGACUCUUUGCAGUUCCUACAACUCUACCACCCAACAGCCGCCACGGGAAACUCUUCUUGCCUAGUAAAGAAGCAGAGCUGACCUUCCGGCAGCACUUAGACACAAUCAGUAUGCAGUCAGACUUCUUCUUGCCAAAGCCAAGGAAGUUACGGAACAGGCACUUGCGGAAGCCGUUAGUAGUACAGAGAACUCUGCUCCCCAGGCCAUCUGGAAAUCCAUCCCAACAUGUCUGUUCCUUUUCUAUCCUAUCCAACUCGUCUAUUACAGGGAGAGGUUCAUUUCGGCCGAUCCAGUCCUCACUGACAAAAGCUGCUGUUUCUCGUCCUAUUGUGCCCAAAGUUCUUCCAACACAAGCUACCAACCACCUGUCUAGUGCUAUUGACUUGGCAGCUAAAAGUGCUGGUAUAAUCCCUGGUAGCCCCGUGCCUGUCCUGGAUGCAGAUGGUUUGCCAGGUGUAUCUCCGUUGUCGCCAGACAGAGUGACCACGGUAGUAACAGGGCAGGAGUCAACGGCAGCGCAUCAGAACGGAGGCUCCAUCACCACAGUGGAGAGCUCAGGCCCUGGGUGUCGCGUUCCGUUUAUAAGCUUACCAACACGGCAUGAGCAGGAGGCAGUUGCUGAUGGUUUCCAGGGCACAUCAGUUCUUUCUCUCUCAGAACUGUCCAAGACUCCCCUCCAAAAUGGCCUUUCCACUCCUCCACUUCCCUCAUCAGAGGCUUCCAGUACCCGGCUCUCUCCUCCCAAUGUUUCUGCUCUCUUGGAUAUCUCUCUGCCUGGACCACCUGAAGAUGUGCUUUCUCAAGGAGAACCUGCCACUCAAAUCAGUGAUUCUAUCAUUGAAAUAGCUAUCAGCUCUGGGCAAUACAGUGAAGGUGUUUCUCUCUCUCCUGCAAAGCUGAAUGGUAGUGACAGCUCCAAAAGUCUUCCGUCCCCAUCCAGUAGUCCUCAACAGAACUGGAUUGCCUCUCCCAGCCAUGAUCCCCAGUGGUACCCCAAUGACUCCACAGACUCGUCUCUCAGCAGCUUGUUUUCAAGUUUCAUCUCCCCUGAAAAGGGACGAAAAAUGUUGCCAACUCCUGUUGGGACUGCCAGUGGCACCUCCUUACUGGGACCUAGCCUUCUGGAUGGAAACUCCCGGGACUCUUUUGUAUCACGAUCUCUGGCAGAUGUAGCAGAGGUGGUGGAUUCCCAGCUGGCUUGCAUGAUGAAUGAGAACAGCAUAGAUUACAUAUCUCGUUUUAAUGACCUUGCCCAGGAACUGUCGAUACCUGAGCCAACCCGCAGGGAAAUUCUGUUUGAUGGAGGAGGUGGUGGGCCCCCCAUUGGGGAUCUCUCACAGUGAGUGGUUGAUACCAGCAGGCUGGUGUAGACUGUUUAGCUUAAUUUGGAGCUUGCAGUGCUGGUUCAUGGCAAGGGCCGAUUGCAGAGAAGCAGCUGAGGCUCAGUUGUCCCUGUCUUGUGCACUUCUUUCUAAAAGAGAAGCGUUGUCUUCAAGGUCUGAAGAAGUACUUGCAGGUCCUGGAAUGUGCAAUAUACCGGGAACAACAAAACAUGGAGUAUUAUUAUAGGAAUGGUGCGUCCCCUGCAUCAGUGAUGUAAGAUGGCAAGCUUACAGGACAGUCCUGAACUUGUACUUUGGAACGGCCUAGGCAAGAAGCUCAAGCAGGUAUUGCCAGAAGCUCCCCUACAUGAGUUGUUUUUGCAAAGUACUCGAAAUGCCAUGAUUUGGAAUCCACAUUGAAGUUGUGGAGGAUGAAGGGUGCGGGUAGGUAUGGAAACUGUUUUGCAUCUUGACAUGUCCUAGUUGGCACUCUUUUUAUGAAAUCAGUCAAACUGAAGUUUGUUGCACUCUCUUCAAAGACGCUGCAACUCUGUGAUGCUUCAUUUCUAUAGACCAUUCUGUUUCUUUGGCUAUGGUUUGUUUGACCGUUCCAGCAGGGGCAUAUACCUGCUUUUUUGUUUUGUAGGAGAGCUCUGCUUCACCCUACUCCCAGAUUGUGUGGAUCCGUAGGGAGUGUCCUCUAUUUUUAAACCCCAUCAACUGUCACAAUCAUCCUUCUGACUGCACUCGUAUUUUCCACCUUUGAGAUUCUUCACCACAUUGCACAGUUCAUUCCAUGAGCGGGAGAGUGCUCUCCUGCGUUCCCUGAAGAAUGGUUGCUUUUCAAGUCAGGAGAAACUGCAAAACAACUUAUUGGAAUCACUAUGAAAGCUUUAUCAUUAGUAGUCUUGGCUGUGCUGGAAACCUGUAUAUAUUGCCAUCUUUCUCAAAAAAACAAAACACAAUACCUGAGAAUUUUCCCAGGAGAGGAAAUAGGAAAAAAAAUAUUGUAAUCUAUAGAUACAAAUAAUAUUUUAAUGCUAAAGUUGUUGAAAUCUGUCUAUCUGUCUUGUGUCAUGAAGAGGAGGGGUGUCAAGUCCUUGUUUAACCCCUUGGUCCGUCCUUGUUUCCUCCUUGUUCUAUGAAUUCCAGGUACUCUGUAGUACCUCAGGGCAUCGUUUUUCACUAUAGUCACUCCCAGGCACUAAUGGAUCUGGUUCCCCCUCUGCUAAAUCCCUAUGCAUUUAAUGGUAGUGUUUUAAUAUCUGAAAGACACAGAUCUGAUUCCAGUUGUUUGAAAGGAAUCUAAAAUCACAGCUGGUUUUCCUUCAGUUCUGCCUUUAUGACUCAGGAGACUUUUCCUAUUUCCUUUCCUACCAGUCCUGAGAGAGAAUACCUUUACUGUGCCCCUUUUUUUAAGCACUUGUCUGCUUCUCCAUUGAGAGGAUGUCCCUUGGCUCUUUUAAGUUGCUCUGAACUUAUCCUCCAAGGGCAUAGCCCUGUAUAAACCUCAACUUUAUAUUAUUAAUAAAUAAUAAAACUCCAUCUCUAUUAUCAGGGGUUCAUUUUCCCAACUUGCACUAUACUUGGUGGAUGGAAUUCUGCCUGCCUUUAGAUGCUUUUACAAGGCAUUUGACUGGGAGUUUCUGCUUGUAACCUUGCUCAUGAUGCACUGAUUGGAUUUGCUGUUUUCCCAGUCACUUUACCCUGCUUAGGAAGAUUUUGUUUUACUGCUACAUGGUUUGCCUUAUGCUCUUUGUCAUUUAAAGAAAAUGUCACAAGUUUUCUGAUGCACCUUUUGUGUGGCCCAGAGCAACUUCACUAAUGUCAAUCAAGAAGUACUGAGAUUUGUAUGACAUUCCAGGACCCCACGUAAAAGGUUGCUACGUUCUCUGAUAUAGGAACCACAGACCUAUGUAAAACAGCAUUAGUAUGAACAGCUGUUCCCAACUGGGAGUCAGGCUUUUAGUACUAGCAAGAAGACAGUCAUGACUAGAAAAACAGAGUUUUGUACCUGUGGGCUAACUUUCUAUUCUGUCCAUGUCACAUGGGAUGUUAAGUCCUUUGGUCAUUAUUUCUCUUUCGUUAUCCUUACAGAGUGUUGUUUGGUGAUGCAGUUAUCAGGAAAUCAUGUUAACGUGGAACAUAAAAAGUUGAAUGAUGUCAGAAGAAUGAAUGCUGAGGAGUAUGUGAUUCUGAGCAUUCACCCUUGGUGUGGAGAGGAUGUCCAUUAAUCUCGAGAGUCACUCACCCUAAAACUUCCCAGUUUUACAUGUUUUGAUUCAGCCUUUCCCAGAGUGUCUCCUAUCAGUUUUGGCUUCUUACAUAAGUAAUGCUGGUUAUCCUAUAUGCUGUACCUCCGAAUCCUUCAGACUUGCAGGACAGAAGUAGAGGACUCCUCAUGUAGCUGUGGCUAUGGAUUACAGGACAUGCAGGAGGGUGUGAUGUAUUCUAGUAUGAAGUACUGUAUUAUAAACAAAAAAUCUGAGCUCAUUCUUAAACUUUAAAAUACUGAAAGACCAGCUUGAUGGUCUCUGAUGUAUUUAGGUAGCUUGACAAAUAUUUCUACCCAUGACAGCAGUUAAGUGGAUGCCACACUAAUUUUGACUUUUAGAUUGCCUGCAGUAAGUUCCGGUGUUGCUGCACCAUAUGGCAGAGCAUUUCAUCAAGGUCUGUGAAGAGUUUCUGCCAUCCGAUACAGGGAGCUGUCAGGUUGCCCCUUCUCAGCCCAUUCAGUGGCCAGAGGGGAAUAAUAAUAAUGCAGAAUGAAUGUCAGCAUAGUGGCUGUUCUUACUGAUGCCACGAGAUCAAAAAAUUUUAAUAUGCUGAACCAUUGCAAGUAGACUUGGGACCACCAAGUAAUAACAGUGGAAAUGACAGAAGUCAGUUCAGCAUCAAUGCUGUGAUUAGAAACGUGUUUAGCAUCAGCCUCUUAAAAGUUCUGAUUAUGAAGCAGUUUGACAUCUUUUCUUGCACCAAAUUCUCUUAGUGUGGUCCUGUCUUUUGAGACUUGAAGCUCCGAAACAGUCCUGCCUUCCAUAUUUGGUUUCUGAUUCCAGAAGUGAAAUGUUCUGCAAACUGCAUUUUCAGGACAAGGAGGUUUUAUCAGGGAAAAACUUGAAAAUAACUUAGAUCGUUGUGAUAACUUUGAAUUGAUGCAGAAUUUGUUACCCUUACUACAUGAAAACUCACUUAAACACACAUCUAACUCCACCAGUACGAGAUUCUCUGUGGAUGUGCUUUACAUACUUAUUGUUAACAAUUUGUGCCUAGGACUGCUAAGGGAAAAAUGGGUGGGUGGAUGUGUGUACGGACAUCUGUUUGUGCAUGCGUAUACACCCACACACGUAUAUUGGGAAAACCCAAAAUUUGUUUCAAGUUUAAUUUUUUCAGCUUCCCCAGCAGAAGUAAGAGGAUUCAUGUUUGUAACGUCAGCUUAUCCUAAGCAAACAUUCAAGCAAGCUACACUGAAAUUUGGGCAGUUGUUUUUUUGUUGUUUUUUUUUUAAAGUUAAGUGUAACUUUGGUAGCUUAAUAGCUGCCUGAGACACUGUAAGGAAGUUGGAGAGGACAAAUGGACACUAAGAACCUCCAGUUCUAGUAUUAUUUGCUCUAAGGCUUUAGUUUCUGCUGGUUUUAUUUGUAAGCUUCUGAAUGGCUUGCCCCAUGUUGGUUUAGCAGCUGUGUGUACAAUAAGGAAGUUCGGAGUAGUUCAGCAAGGUGAGUGGCAGAAAAUUCAGUAUUUGUUGUCAUAAUAGUCUGGGUGAAAAGCAGUACUACAUCCUAAGAAUUAGAUCUACCUGUGUGCACAUUAAUAGUGGGUUUUCUUCUGGGGGUUGCAUCCUGAUUAGCCACACAAUUCAUUUUAUCCUUUAUCACUAAAUCUAUUAAGCAUAGGAAUGAUGAUUGUUUUUAAUAUGGCAUUGCUAAGCCUUUCCUUGACACCCUUCUUUAUGUUUCUAAAUUGAAUUAAAUAGCUUGGAUGAAAUCUACACUUAUAAAAACAUCUAAUUUACUGACUCCACAGGUCCCAGAGUGGAAAUUAAGUUGCAUUUUGUUCUUUACACUCAGACUUUGGAUGAAUUUAUGAGAAAAGUACUGCACUUUUUUGUUGUUGGUUUUUUUUUUUUUAAAGAAAAAAAAAACUUUUCAAACCUUUGAAUCUCUUAAUUUGACAGCAAUUUGUAAAUGUUAACUAAGUGAAACCUUGGCAAGCACUACGGCAAUAAGUUAUCAUUAAUUAUUGAAACAUGAUAACUGCUUUAGAGCUUAUGGUUCUGGCAGCAAAAUUUAAUGCUGUUUCUUUUAAUAAUAGUUAAGCCAUAUCAUCUAAGGUUUCUGGCUUGUUUGAGAUGUGAAUUUGUUUUAUAGAUUAUAAAUAUACCUAUAUAGUGUAUGUAUAAAGCAGAAUGCCUGUCCUUACUGAUUAUUUUUUGUACCAUAUUGUAAAUUAUAUUAUUUAUUCUUUACCAAUUUUGGAAAAAGGUGUUUUGGUUAUUUAAUAUAAUAUACAAAAGCUGUUAAACUUCCUCUGUUUAAAUUUCCAAUUCAACUUGUAAAGCUGUUUUUAUUCUUGUGCAUAAAUACAUACUAAUACUUGGUCUAA
Messenger RNA from Anas platyrhynchos (mallard), 8927 nucleotides. RefSeq names its product cramped chromatin regulator homolog 1 (gene CRAMP1). Gene Ontology annotation, biological process: pattern specification process. NCBI's taxonomy places the organism in Eukaryota, Metazoa, Chordata, Aves, Anseriformes, Anatidae. Gene Ontology annotation, molecular function: chromatin binding. Gene Ontology annotation, cellular component: nucleus. The record is from RefSeq and is a predicted model, not a curated record.